Molecule: messenger RNA, 3902 nt
Organism: Cyclopterus lumpus (lumpfish)
Lineage: Eukaryota; Metazoa; Chordata; Actinopteri; Perciformes; Cyclopteridae
Gene: ezrb
Product: ezrin b
Exons: 14
Coding region: 258-2006 (582 amino acids)
Biological process (GO): regulation of organelle assembly; positive regulation of protein localization to early endosome; positive regulation of early endosome to late endosome transport
Cellular component (GO): cytoskeleton; filopodium; adherens junction
Molecular function (GO): cell adhesion molecule binding; actin binding
Source: RefSeq, a predicted model, not a curated record
ACCCGGGAUUGAACCCGCGUUCCUCCAGUCUGUCGGGGCCAGACGCAACAGGAUCGCCACAGCAGGCUGAUGAGCGCCAUGUUGCGCCGGUCUGGACAGAGGAAAGAGCAAUCAGCUGCUCUGGGUUUCUGGCAGGGGGCUCAUCGCUCACCCUCAUCGGUUCCGGAAGGCGCACGGAGCACAGCUCUCUUCUUCGGAAACACUUUUUUUUUUAAUUUAACAGCUCCUCGCACAGAGCAAGGAAAAGAACAGAGAAAAUGCCCAAAGCGGUCAAUGUUCGCGUCAUCACCAUGGAUGCUGAGCUGGAGUUUGCCAUCCAGCACAGCACCACCGGCAAGCAGCUGUUUGACCAGGUGGUGAAAACCGUCGGUAUACGUGAAGUGUGGUACUUUGGACUUCAGUACAUGGAUGGCAAAGGUUACUACACUUGGCUAAAACUGGAAAAAAAGGUGUCGUCCCAGGACGUGAAGAAGGAGAACCCGCUGCAGUUCAAGUUUCGGGCCAAGUUCUUCCCAGAGGAUGUGUCUGAGGAGCUGAUCCAGGACAUCACCCAGAAGCUUUUCUUCCUGCAGGUGAAGGAGGGUAUCCUGAGUGACGAGGUUUACUGUCCACCAGAGACCGCCGUGCUGCUCGCCUCCUACUCUGUUCAGGCCAAGUUUGGAGACCACAACAAAGAAGUAAACCAGCCUGGAUACCUGCUGUCUGAACGCCUGCUGCCACACAGAGUUCAGGAGCAGCACAAGUUAUCCAGAGAGCAGUGGGAGGAGAGGAUUCAGGUGUGGCACGAGGAGCACCGUGGGAUGUUGAAGGAGGACGCGAUGCUGGAGUACCUGAAGAUCGCCCAAGACCUGGAAAUGUACGGAGUUAACUACUUUGACAUCAAGAACAAGAAAGGGACAGAGCUGUGGCUGGGAGUGGACGCCCUGGGACUCAACGUUUACGAGAAGGACGACAAACUGACCCCGAAGAUUGGCUUCCCCUGGAGUGAGAUCAGAAACAUUUCCUUCAACGAUAAGAAGUUCAUCAUCAAGCCCAUUGACAAAAAAUCUCCGGACUUUGUGUUUUAUGCAGCAAGACUGAGGAUAAAUAAACGCAUCCUGCAGCUGUGCAUGGGCAACCACGAGCUGUACAUGCGUCGCCGCAAGCCAGACACGAUUGAGGUGCAGCAGAUGAAGGCCCAGGCCCGAGAGGAGAAGCAACAGAGACAGAUGGAGAGGGGACAGCUGGAGAAAGAGAAGCUGAGGAGGGAGGCCAUCGAGAGAGAGAAGGAGCAGAUGGAGCGAGAGAAGCAGGAUCUGGUGAUGAGGCUCUAUCAGUUUGAGGAGAAGACCAAGAAGGCGGAGAAAGAUCUGCAGGACCAGCGCCAGAGAGCCAUAAUGCUGGACCAGGAGCGAAGGAGAGCCGAGGAGGAGGCGGCUCGUCUGGAGGCCGAACGCCAGGCAGCUCUGCUGGCUAAAGAGGAGCUUGCCCGCCAUGCUGAGGACCAGCAGAAGAGUCAGGAUCAGCUGGCUGCAGAGCUGGCGGAGCACUCAGCCAAGAUCAGCCUGCUGGAGGAGGCCAAGAGAUGCAAGGAGGAGGAGGCCGAAUCAUGGCAGCUCAGGGCCAGGGAGGCCCAGGACGAUCUGUUAAAGACCAAGGAGGAGCUGCACCUGGUGAUGACGGCGCCCCCCCCGCCUCCACCUCCCCCCAUGUACGAACCCAUGUACGACAACAGCGACAGCGAAGAGAACGCCAGCACAAACAGCGCCGACCUGCAGACUGACGACAUCAAUGACCACCGCAUUGAGGAGGAUCGCCUGACAGAGGCCGAGAAGAACGAGCGCGUCCAGAAACAGCUGAAGGCCCUGACCUCCGAGCUGGCUCAUGCACGUGACGAAUCCAAGAAUACCCAGAACGACCUUCUUCACAGCGAGAACGUCCGGGCCGGCCGAGACAAAUACAAGACCCUGCGACAGAUCCGGCAGGGCAACACCAAGCAGAGGAUCGAUGAGUUUGAGUCCUUAUAAAAAAAGCCCCUCACCUUUUCUGAAUGGUCACUCCAUCUCGGCCGUCACACACAUGGACACACACAAACACGCUUAAAGUCAUGUAUAACACACAUUUGUUGCAGACUAAACUGGAGCAGUAUAAGCAUCACGUACAGAAAGAGACGCUCCAGUUUUGAGCGUGCAGCGCUUUGCAAAUCCCUCGAAGAAAACUUAGUGCCAAAACCUUUCUCUUUUUAGUGUUUCAGAUCUUAUUUGUGUAUUUGAUUGUGUGUCAUUUGAUCAAAUUCAGACCAAAUCAUUAUUGUUUUUAUCCAGAGGUGUGAUGAAGUAGUGGGACUAGCCUAAUUUUAUUAUUAUUACAUGAUGUGCACAUAUGAUAUGUAAUCAAAGCCUCGCUUCUUUUAGAUGUCUGUCAAUCGUCGUGUAGGAAGAAAAGUAGAGUUUGUCGUUUAUAGCGACAACUCGGAAAGGGGGAAAACAGUGAAAGCAAGAACAUGUUUUUGUUUUACAUUAUAUUUGAACACUUCCAUUUAUGUUUAAUAUUGCUAUACAGUAGAUUAAAAUCAUGCUUAGUUUGAUAUUUAUGCUGUAUAUGGGACAUUGAAAAGGGUAUUUCAUCUUGGUUUGUAUAUUUAUCUACUAAUGAUAAUAAAAACAUUCAAAGAUUUUAUUUAUUCACCAUAUAUUUUCCUUUAGAUCACUAAAUUAUAGAAAUUAAGUGAUCUAAAGGCUGCAUGUUAUUAAAUCAGUUCAGGACCUCGGUACUUUUCAAGAGCUUUAUUUUGCAGAGCAGUUCAGGGCACACUGAGUAAUGUCUUUAUCCUCAAAGUCACUGUGUUGACUGGGACGUUUAGGUUUGAUAUAUUUUAUUUCUCCGUGUCAUGUUGCUGUUGAGUGGGAGACGGCCAUGUGUGCUUUUAGCCUUUUAAGUGGCUUUUCUCUCUGGCUGCUCCUCUGCAGGAAUCGGUGCUAGACAGUUUGUUUUCACUUUGUAGCCAAGCUGCUUCGUCACAAAAUAUAUGUAAGCCUUUAAUUCAGGGGGGGUCAAACUAAUUUAAGUCAAUGGGCCACAUACAGCAAACUUGGAUCUCCAGUGGGUCAACAACAUCUCCAAAUUUCUUUACAUUUUUGAUAACGUCCCUUAUUAAUGAGCAGUCCAUCUACAAAACAGCCUGAGACGUCUCACUGACACCUGGGCUAUGACUAAAGACAGCCUGCUGUUUACUGAAAACUUCCAUCAAGUCUUCUCUGUUCUCAGUUGUCCUUGCAAGUUAUUGUAUUUUUCUCCGUGGUGAGUCUGAUAGUGGGGCAGAAUAUUAUAUUCCUUUGCACUGAAAAUGCCAAGCACAAUGGCCUCCUAUUUACCUGUACGGAGAAAUUGGAAAUUGGAUCUGUUCCAUUUUUCUUUGAAAACCCGACACUAUGUGUGCACUUUUCUCCUUUCCGACAGACAUUUUUCACCCGGGGCUCCCUCAUGUAGCUACGCGUGACAGUGUUUCAUGUAGCCAGUACGUAAGCACGUAGGAUCUAUAGCAGGGCAUCCAGUAUCGGGCCGGCUACUCGUAUUAGGACAGCACGGCAGCGGUGGACAGAGAGGAAUAGCAGUGCAUUUAAUUGUAAAGUGUUAAAAUUGCAGAGAUGUAACUCAUUUCAAUUUUCAAAGUCAUCCUGUGGUCCGAAUUGGACUCUUUGGCGGGCUGGUUCUGGCGCCCAUGCCGUAUGUUUGACACUCCUUCUUUAGUUUGAGGUGAACGUUGCAAAGAGCUUUCGUGUUGCAGCUCGGUCACAAUGACGGACCCUGACAGUAGCACACCAACAUCUCACUGACACUGUAAUGGAAACACUUUGUAUAUGAACAGGAUUUUAUAAUGAGGUGUCCAACAUAUUGCCAAUAAAGACAAUGAUUAUCCAUAA